GCAUGCGCAUGACGGCGGCGGUGGCGACUAGCGAGCCGCGGCGGACUGUGAGGCAGGCAAAGACGGAGCGCGCGGCGAGUUGGGACUUGCGCUCGCCGCCGCUCGUGCUCUGGGCGGAGCGAGCGAGCCAGCGAGAGGUUAUGAGCCUGCAGGACUCCAGCGGCCACCCUCGCUCCGGCCGCGACCAUGGCAGCCUCCAUAGAGCAGGAGUUCCAGGAGAUCGACACUGCUAACGACUGGCAGGCUCGCUACUUUGAAAUUCGGCGUAAAUCCAAUGACUAUCCUCAUAGAGUUGCAAAAUAUCCAGAAAACAGAAAUCGAAAUAGAUACAGAGAUGUCAGCCCAUAUGACCAAAGUCGUGUAAAACUGCAGAACACAGAGAAUGACUAUAUCAAUGCCAGUUUAGUAGUCAUAGAAGAAGCCCAAAGAAACUAUAUUUUAACACAGGGUCCACUUCCUAAUACUUGUUGCCAUUUUUGGCUAAUGGUAUGGCAACAAAAGACCAGAGCAGUUGUCAUGCUAAACAGAAUUGUUGAAAAAGAGUCAGUAAAAUGCGCACAGUACUGGCCAACAGAAGAAGAAGAAGUCAUGAUGUUCAAGGAAACGGGAUUUUGUGUGAAGCUAGUAUCAGAGGACAUAAAAUCCUAUUAUACAGUACAUCUACUACAAUUAGAAAACAUCAAUAGUGGUGAGUCCAGGAUGAUAUCUCAUUAUCAUUAUACUACGUGGCCAGAUUUUGGAGUCCCUGAGUCCCCAGCUUCAUUUCUCAACUUCUUGUUUAAAGUCAGAGAAUCUGGUUCGCUGAGUCCUGAACAUGGACCUGCCAUAAUUCACUGUAGUGCAGGGAUAGGACGCUCUGGCACAUUUUCAUUGGUAGACACCUGUCUUGUCCUGAUGGAAAAAAAAGACCCUUCUUCUGUAGACAUUAAGCAAGUAUUAUUGGAUAUGAGAAAAUAUCGCAUGGGACUUAUUCAGACACCUGACCAGCUAAGAUUCUCGUAUAUGGCUAUUAUAGAAGGAGCAAAAUUUAUCAUGGGGGAUUCAACUAUACAGAAACGGUGGAAGGAACUUUCUAAGGAGGACCAAGCACCAAGUUCUGAGCAGUCCCCUCCACACCCAACCAGAGUAAAUACAGAGAAGUACAAUGGGAAUAGUGUUGGCUUAGAAAAACAGGAGCAAAUUGGGGAGAAAAUAAAUACUGAACUGUCCACUAAAGUGCAGGAUAUCAUGGAUGGAAGCAUUGAAAGUACGGUUCGGAAACGGCUACGAGAGGAUAGAAAAGCUCACACAGCCCAGAAGGUGCACCAGAUGAAACAGAAGCUAAGUGAGACCGAAAGAAAAAGAAAAAGGUGGUUAUAUUGGAAACCUAUUCUCACUAAGAUUGGGUUUGGUACAGUCAUUUUAGCUGGAGCUUAUUCUUGCUGGAAACUGUAUUUUCAAGAACAUUCCUUGCCGAGACUGACUGACAUCUAAACCUCCAAGACUUGUGAAUAUUCUACAUCUAUAAAUUGCAAACUAUUGACAUGCAAGGCAAGAUAUGAACCCCUCUCCGGGAACAAAAGUGAGGUCUGAUAAAUACCAAGAAGGCCUCAUAAUUAUCUGUUUACAACGUAAACUACAUCCAGGGGAUGAAGAACACCACCAGCAUGCUACUUUGCGAAACAAAAUAACUUGCUGUCUUUUGUGGUUUUUAUAAUGCCUGUAUUAACUGUAGAAAGAUGUAAAAGAAAUAAACUAGAAAAUACUUUGUACUGCCAUUUUUAUUGUAUUUUUAUAUGUUUUUGGCAGCAUUAAAUAUUUUUUUAAAUUGACAA
Caretta caretta (loggerhead turtle) is the source of this 1814-nucleotide messenger RNA. RefSeq names its product protein tyrosine phosphatase non-receptor type 2 (gene PTPN2). Gene Ontology annotation, cellular component: nucleus; cytoplasm. Lineage: Eukaryota; Metazoa; Chordata; Testudines; Cheloniidae. Gene Ontology annotation, molecular function: non-membrane spanning protein tyrosine phosphatase activity; protein kinase binding. Gene Ontology annotation, biological process: peptidyl-tyrosine dephosphorylation; negative regulation of ERK1 and ERK2 cascade; negative regulation of receptor signaling pathway via JAK-STAT. The record is from RefSeq and is a predicted model, not a curated record.